UCAUGUUGUUGCGCUGUGACUCCGGUCGUUACGGUAUCGCUUAUGUGUCCGGAAGAGAGAGGCUCGACGGACUGUGCUCGUCGGUUUUGGAUGCUCGUCGGUUUGAUGGGCGAUGGGUCUGAUCGCUCGCGUGCGUAAAGAAUGGUUUAUCAUCGGUAUAGUGCUCGUGAUCACGUGCGCCAAGCUCGCGCCGUCCGUGGGGGUGAAAGGAGGUCCUCUUCGGCCGGAGAUCACCAUCACCUAUGUUGCAGUAUCUGUUAUUUUCUUUAACAGUGGCUUGUCUUUGAAAACAGAGGAGCUGGCCAGUGCAUUGAUGCACGUGAAGUUGCAUUUCUUCGUCCAGACAUUCACGCUAGUAUUUUUCCCCAUCGCCAUUUGGCUUCUUCUCAAAGUUCUGGCCCUGACGGCGAUCAACGAAUGGCUUCUCAGAGGGUUGCAGACGGUUGCUUGUAUGCCUCCUCCUGUUUCCUCUGCUGUCAUCCUUACUAAAACUGUAGGAGGAAAUGAGGCUGCAGCCAUUUUCAAUUCUGCAUUUGGGAGUUUUCUGGGGAUUGUGGUCACUCCUCUUCUGCUGCUGGUGUUUCUGGGCUCCUCGUCUUCUGUCCCGUUCUCCUCCAUCUUCUCGCAGCUCUUCAUGACUGUGGUCGUCCCGCUCAUAGUCGGACAGGUGUGCAGGAGGUUCCUGAGAGAGUGUCUGGACCGCCGGAAGCCUCCGUUUGGGACGGUGAGCAGCGUCGUUCUGCUCAUGAUCAUCUACACCACCUUCUGCGACACCUUCUCCAACCCCAACAUAGAGCUGGACCAUCUGAGCCUGCUCAUCGUCGUCUUCAUCAUAUUUUCCAUUCAGUUGAGCUUCAUGGCCCUGAUAUUUUUCUUGUCUACAAGGAAAUCCUCUGGUUUCACUGCGGCUGAUUCGGUUGCCAUCAUGUUUUGUGCGACUCAUAAAUCCCUCACUUUAGGUAUUCCCAUGCUGAAGAUCGUGUUUGAGGGUUAUGAGCAUCUGUCUCUGAUAUCAGUGCCUCUGUUGAUCUAUCAUCCCGCUCAGAUCCUGCUGGGAAGCAUCUUACUGCCCUCCAUUAAAACAUGGAUGAGCGGCAGACAGAAGACUCUAACACCCAUAUGAACUACACUGUCGAUUGGAAGCUGUGAAACACUUGGCUGAGCCAAACCAGACCAGAAUCAACGAGACCAAACCAGACGAGACGCUGAACAGGUGGAUGUAUAUGUGAGAUCAAGUGCCUUAAUGUGACCCACGGGACCUCAGACGGCCACCGGCCUCAGUACAGGGACUACAGACGAUUCCAUGAGAUUUUUUAAACAGAUACAUGAAUGUAUAUUUUUAUUUUUAUAUGAAGUGUAAAAUCUUUUCUUACUUCAACGACACUCAGACUUUGUCAAAUGGAUUUAUUUAGUUUUUUUUAGACAUCCAGGAAGAACUCUGGAGUCUUUUGUGUGUUCAUGUGUGUUCUUUGGGCUUUGGGGGUUUUUACAGCAGUAAAAACUAAAGUGAAAUUGCACUGCUAACAUCCUUCACAUUUACCUAAUGAUGAGAGUAUUACUGACUCUGUUCAUUUAUUCUGAUGCAGUAAAAGGUCAGCUGUAGUGACGGCGACACCAUUUGACAUGUUAUGUUACUGAAGACAAUAAAGAUUGUCAAAUUCUGUUUAAAUGAGAUUUUGUGUGCAAAUUUUUCUGAUGCAAAAAUGUAAAAAAAAAAGAAAGAAAAAAAGACGACAAAUCA
Molecule: messenger RNA, 1741 nt
Organism: Onychostoma macrolepis
Lineage: Eukaryota; Metazoa; Chordata; Actinopteri; Cypriniformes; Cyprinidae
Gene: slc10a7
Product: solute carrier family 10 member 7
Exons: 12
Coding region: 113-1123 (336 amino acids)
Cellular component (GO): plasma membrane
Source: RefSeq, a predicted model, not a curated record